GAUCAAAUGCAAUCGACGUCGUUACUUCAAUUGUGUUUUUGUUUCUUUCGCGACUUGGAAAUAUGCCUCAAGUAGAGUUGCAGUUCGGUGGUGGUCUGGAAAGCUUGACAGGUGGAAACAAGGUUGUCCCAGCUAACUUUUCUGGAGAACAAGUUGUUCUAGGGCGAGUUAUCGACUGGAUUAGGACGUGCUUGAUUAAAGAGAAACAUGAAUACUUUGUACAAGGUGAACAUAUUCGUCCGGGUAUUCUUGUGCUUAUCAAUGACGUUGACUGGGAAUUGGAAGGAAAGACCAGUUACGUUAUUCAAGAAGGAGAUCGUAUUACUUUUAUUUCCACUUUACACGGAGGUUAAGAGUUGUGAACAAUUCGUUGUAGUACAGUUGGUUUCUAACAUAGUUGUAUUUAUUUUAUUCCAAAAAUGUUGAUAAUCAUAAAUCGAUUCCUUUUUCCAUUGGAUUCAAAAACCGU
Molecule: messenger RNA, 469 nt
Organism: Galdieria sulphuraria
Lineage: Eukaryota; Rhodophyta; Bangiophyceae; Galdieriales; Galdieriaceae
Product: ubiquitin related modifier 1
Exons: 3
Coding region: 63-353 (96 amino acids)
Biological process (GO): tRNA thio-modification; protein urmylation
Cellular component (GO): nucleus; cytoplasm
Molecular function (GO): protein tag activity
Source: RefSeq, a predicted model, not a curated record